Molecule: messenger RNA, 1316 nt
Organism: Selaginella moellendorffii
Lineage: Eukaryota; Viridiplantae; Streptophyta; Lycopodiopsida; Selaginellales; Selaginellaceae
Exons: 5
Coding region: 12-1127 (371 amino acids)
Biological process (GO): protein deubiquitination; endoplasmic reticulum unfolded protein response
Cellular component (GO): nucleus; cytosol
Molecular function (GO): cysteine-type deubiquitinase activity
Source: RefSeq, a predicted model, not a curated record
UCGAUCGAGCAAUGCAUGGCGCAGCGCCACGGCUCAAGGAUCACCACCACGCCUCCGCUCGCUACGCCGCUCACCAGGGCGACAGGAAGGUCCAGUGCGUUGUGGCAGUAGAGGAGCGGGACAGCAAGAGCAGGCUGAUGUUGGGCGCCUCCUCCUCCUCCUCCUCGUCGCUCUUGUGCCUUGGUAUCAACACGCGCUUCUUCACCGCCAACAAGCUCAUCUCCUCAUCGCAUUCUCGAGCUGGCCAUGGGCGGCGGAGCGGCGCCAUGCUGAUGCUGGCCCAAACCCCGCCGCCGCCAUCGCCGCCAUCGCCGCCCCCGCAUUCCUCGUUCCUGCCACAGCAGCCGCGCUUCCACUCGAGCUCAUGCGUUCUGGCCAGUCACGGCGAGCUGGGCGCUGCAACCAUUUGGCACGCUCUCCUGCCUAGCAGCUCCACCUCCAGCUCCAGCCCGUAUCGCCUCUCCGCCGCCACAGCUUUCAGCAAUGGAUCGUGGAAUGUGGCAGGGGAUGCACGCCCGGCACGCUGGCUCCAAGGGAGGCACUCGGCGUGGCUCCUGUUUGGCUUUUGUUCGUGCUUCUCUGCCGCGGUAGCGUCCGGCAUGAGGUCCAUAGCAUGCUGCGAGGCUCCCUCCUCUCUCGAUCAAUCCCUCACCCACGGCAAAAAGGUUCACAAGGAGUUUGCGGUCAUAGGCAUUCCUGGAGAUGGACGCUGUCUUUUUCGUGCUGUGGCUCACGGUUGGUGCACCAAACAGGGCAAGCCAACGCCAGACGAGGAAACGCAGAGAGAACUUGCAGACAAUUUGCGGGAAAAGGUUGUGGAUGAACUCGUCAAGCGCCGUGCGGAGUCGGAAUGGUUCAUUGAAGGCGAUUUCGACGAGUACACAAGACGGAUGAGGCAAGCAAACGUGUGGGGCGGCGAGCCGGAGCUCCUCAUGCUAUCACAUGUCCUCGGGUUGCCGAUCACAGUUUACAUGGCCGAUGAACGCUCGAACGGUGUCAUAGCGAUUGCAGAGUACGGGCAAGAAUACGGGAAAGGCAAAGGAAAUCCCAUCAGAGUGUUGUACCAUGGGUUUGGACACUACGAUGCUCUCCUGAUGCCGGGCGACGCUGGUCAGGGCGGUGAGUAACGCAGCAGGGUGGAAGCGAUACCACAAAAAGUUUGGUUUUGAAGAUAUCUUUGUCCAGAGGUCCGGUAAUCUGGACUGAGAAACAAGCAAACCAGUCGAGAGCUUAGAGAGGCUGAGAUAGCUGAGCUUGCUCCUCGACCUGAGGAACUAAAAACUUUGAUGACAAAGGAGCUGCGUCCUCACAAUUAA